GGCAGAGUACUAGGUUUUGUGACACAGCCAGUCUGUUUGUCAUAAUUGUUCAUGGCUCAUAACUGACCGGGCUUAGAGUUUGCUGAGAGUAAGGUGAUCGUGAUCAGACGCAGAUGGACACUGUGUUUGGCGCAGCUCACUUGCCUUCUCAACAUCACACAGUUUCUCUUCCUUUGUCGUCUGAGAUUUGAAGUGUUCGCAGAUCUGGGUGUUGCUGACUAAACAAACGGAAAGUGAAGUAAGGCUGCUGCUGUCUGUAGAGCAGAGGGACGCAUCUCGAUACUGCGAUUGGAUACAGAAGAUCAACGCGGAUAAACCUGUUUGAGGAUGGAGGAGGAAACACCAGUCAAGCUGUCAGUAGCUCAGCUGGCUGGAAAACUCAAAGGUCAUGCACUGCCAAUGCCAGGAAACAUGGAGGUGAUAUCUGUGAGAAGACCCCCAUGUUCUCUGGUGAUAAACAACCAAAAAGAUGAAGAACAUGAAGAGAAGUCGUCUGUCUGCCCUUAUCCUCCUAAGAUGAAGAUAAAGAGUUCACCCUUCAUUGAAAAACUACAGGCCAAUCUUGCCCUCUCUCCAACUGUCCUGCUCUCCCCUCCCAAAAGUCCAGAGUCCAAACAGCCACCCACUGCCUCCAGUCCCAUCAGCCCCUGCAGCUCCACCCUGCAGCCCACUCAGCUGUCCUGUGAAGAAGAGGCGCCGGUUAGCUUCGAGCAGCCGGUCGAGGGUACUCCACUGCCCAGCAUUAACAAGAGUCGAGCUAGGCUGUCUUUUAAGCGACGGCUGCCCACACGACAACACAGGAAGUCAGCAUGUGAGGAGGCAAAAUGGAAUGAAGGAAAUGAAUCUCCGUGUGAACCAUAUAGUCAACAGCAGAAUGGAGAUGAAGGGGAAUUGACUGGUGGGCCUUCGCAGGAGGAUACAGAAGAUAAAAUAGACUCUGCUCAACCCACCAAUGGCCCACAACAGGAAAAAGACAGGACAGAGCACAGAGAUGUACCCCAAGAAAAUGAGGGGACCCAAGUAACUGAUAUAGAAAACAAGCAUGAAGUAACUGAAGGAGGAUAUGAACCUUCUGACUGUAAACAGGCACAAAAAGAAGAGAAGGAAGAGACAGAAGAGGACAGGACAGAAGUGAAAGAGGACAAGGAAGUGCUGGAUGCAGAGAACAACCCAGAAUAGAAGUAAAAGGGUAAUGGUUAUCAGAAUUUUUAUUUUUAUUUUUAUUUUUUUUGCCAAUAAGCAUUGAUUUAGCAAACUAGAAUAGUGAGAAGAUUAUUGCAGACAACAGUUGAAUUACUGGAGUUUCUAACAAACGUUCAGGUGAACUCAUUGAGAACAGACUCCAGUAUAGAUGAAGAGGGACAGUGUCUGAAUGCCAGAAUUGAACCUCUUUUAGUACUGUUGAUUUAUGGACUUAAUAUCGCUAAAGCAAAUAUUACACAAAGGGUUAUACAGUAUGUUCAACACACUAUCAUUUGUAACUCUUAUGUUUUAGAGAAUUGGUGUUGAAUUUGUACAAUCUAAUUUGAAUGUUUGUGUACAAUCUCCUUGCACCCCCCCCCACCCUUUUUAAUUUAAAUCAAAUUUACCAACUGUAAUAAUAAUAAUAAUAAUAAUAAAAAUAAAAAUAAAAAUAAAUAAAUAAAAACAUUUAAGUUUUAUCAAGAGAUCAGGUGGGAUCUUAUAACUAAAAUGAAUCCAUUAUAUCAAACCCUGAGUUUCUAUUCGAACUCUAUAGGAUAUGUCUGAGUAAUUCAUAUGCUUUUAUCUUGCUUGCUUUGCUUUUAAAUAAACUGAUGUAGGAUUCUUAUUUGCUGUUCAGAGGAUGAGAAAGCUUUCACCUUUGGAGAGCAUUCUCAAUUUUAAAAGUUUCAACCUUCACCUGAUCUUGAUUAUUUAUGUGAUUCAGUUUACAAAAUGACAAAAAUCAUUGAAAUAAGUGUAUUUUUAUUGACUAUCAGUUAAUUAAAAAAUAUCUGACAUGCCUCUGGGACAGUCCUAGACUCUGUAAACACCAAACGUUGGCUAGAAAUGUUUCGUAAAUGCUUCAGAAAUGCUUUAUCUGUCAGUCAUUUUGAGUGUUUAGGUUUGCAGACAUUGAGUUAGCUGAGAGGUUUGUGGAGAGGUUGUGUGGUUGCAAAUCACAAGUCACUUACUGCACUUUAUCUGAUGGUUAAUGAAAUGCAAUUUUUUUUUUUUUUUACAUCUUGCAGAAAAAUUAUAAAUAACAAGAUAAAUAAUACAAAGAACUAGUGGCAGAUAUUGCGCAAGCCAAAUUCACCAGCAGUCUCCUCCACUGCUGCUAUGCAAAGAUACUUUAAAAUGCCUGGAAUGUAUCACUGUGACUGCAAAGCUACUGUACUGCAUCAAUGACCUUUUACUUCCCAUAUAAGACUGAAUAAAGAGCUUUAUUUACACUUAA
Molecule: messenger RNA, 2422 nt
Organism: Cyprinus carpio (common carp)
Lineage: Eukaryota; Metazoa; Chordata; Actinopteri; Cypriniformes; Cyprinidae
Product: capZ-interacting protein-like
Source: RefSeq, a predicted model, not a curated record